Cyprinodon variegatus (sheepshead minnow) is the source of this 3615-nucleotide messenger RNA. Its product is annotated as myosin heavy chain, fast skeletal muscle-like. The transcript is spliced from 21 exons. Bases 45 to 3524 code for a protein of 1159 amino acids. Gene Ontology annotation, cellular component: myosin complex. Gene Ontology annotation, molecular function: protein binding. The record is from RefSeq and is a predicted model, not a curated record. Lineage: Eukaryota; Metazoa; Chordata; Actinopteri; Cyprinodontiformes; Cyprinodontidae.
AACAGGUGUUCUUCAAAGCUGGCCUUCUGGGUACUCUUGAGGAGAUGAGAGAUGAGAAACUGGCUGAGCUGGUUACCAUGACUCAGGCUCUCUGCAGAGGAUAUCUCAUGAGAAAGGAGUUUGUUAAGAUGAUGGAGAGGAGAGAGGCUAUCUACUCCAUCCAGUACAACAUCCGAUCAUUCAUGAAUGUGAAGAACUGGCCAUGGAUGAACCUGUACUUCAAGAUCAAGCCUCUGCUGAAGAGCGCUGAGACUGAGAAGGAGUUGAUGCAGAUGAAGGAGAACUAUGAGAAGAUGCAAUCAGACCUGGCUGCUGCUUUGGCCAAGAAGAAGGAACUGGAAGAGAAGAUGGUCUCUCUGCUGCAGGAGAAGAAUGACUUGCAGCUGCAAGUGGCUGCGGAAAUGGAAGGCCUCUCAGAUGCUGAGGAAAGGUGUGAAGGGCUGAUUAAGAGCAAGAUCCAGCUUGAGGCCAAACUCAAAGAGACAACUGAGAGACUGGAGGAUGAAGAGGAAAUCAAUGCUGAGCUGACUGCAAAGAAGAGGAAGCUGGAGGAUGAAUGCUCUGAGCUGAAGAAGGACAUUGAUGACCUAGAACUCACCUUGGCUAAAGUGGAGAAGGAGAAACAUGCCACUGAAAACAAGGUGAAAAACCUGACAGAAGAGAUGGCUACUCAGGAUGAGGCCAUUGCCAAGCUGACCAAGGAGAAGAAAGCCCUCCAAGAGGCCCAUCAGCAAACACUGGAUGACCUCCAGGCAGAGGAAGACAAAGUCAACACUCUGACCAAGGCCAAGACAAAGCUGGAGCAGCAAGUGGACGAUCUUGAGGGAUCUCUGGAGCAAGAGAAGAAGCUCCGUAUGGACCUUGAGAGAGCCAAGAGAAAGCUUGAAGGAGAUCUGAAACUGGCUCAGGAAUCCAUCAUGGAUCUGGAGAAUGACAAGCAGCAGUCUGAGGAGAAGAUCAAGAAGAAGGACUUUGAAAUCAGUCAACUCCUUAGCAAGAUUGAGGAUGAACAGUCCCUUGGAGCUCAGCUGCAGAAGAAGAUCAAGGAACUCCAGGCCCGCAUUGAGGAGCUGGAAGAGGAGAUUGAGGCUGAGAGAGCUGCUAGGGCUAAAGUAGAGAAGCAGAGAGCUGACCUCUCCAGGGAGCUUGAGGAGAUCAGUGAGAGGCUUGAGGAGGCUGGUGGAGCCACAGCUGCUCAGAUUGAGAUGAACAAGAAGCGUGAGGCUGAGUUCCAGAAGCUGCGCCGUGAUCUUGAGGAAGCCACUCUGCAGCAUGAAGCUACUGCAGCAGCUCUUCGCAAGAAGCAGGCCGACAGCGUUGCUGAGCUUGGAGAGCAGAUCGACAAUCUGCAGCGUGUCAAGCAGAAGCUGGAGAAGGAGAAGAGCGAGUACAAGAUGGAGAUUGAUGAUCUGUCCAGCAACAUGGAGGCUGUUGCCAAGGCAAAGGGCAACUUGGAGAAAAUGUGCAGGACUCUUGAGGACCAACUGAGUGAAAUCAAAGCUAAGAAUGAUGAGAAUGUCCGCCAGCUGAAUGACAUUAAUGCACAGAAAGCAAGACUCCAGACAGAGAAUGGUGAAUUUGGUCGCCAGCUUGAGGAGAAAGAAGCUCUUGUUUCUCAGCUGACAAGAGGCAAGCAGGCUUUCACUCAGCAGAUUGAGGAGCUCAAGAGACAAAUUGAGGAGGAAGUCAAGGCCAAGAAUGCCCUGGCCCAUGCUGUUCAGUCAGCCCGCCAUGACUGUGAUCUGCUCAGAGAGCAGUUUGAGGAAGAGCAGGAGGCCAAGGCUGAGCUGCAGAGAGGCAUGUCUAAGGCUAACAGUGAGGUGGCUCAGUGGAGAUCCAAAUAUGAGACUGAUGCCAUCCAGCGCACCGAGGAGCUGGAGGAGGCCAAGAAAAAGCUUGCCCAGCGCUUGCAGGAGGCUGAGGAGUCCAUCGAGGCUGUGAACUCCAAGUGUGCCUCUUUGGAGAAGACCAAGCAGAGGCUCCAGGGUGAAGUGGAGGACCUGAUGAUUGAUGUGGAGAGAGCCAAUUCUCUGGCUGCCAACCUUGACAAGAAGCAGAGGAACUUUGACAAGGUCCUGGCAGAGUGGAAGCAGAAGUAUGAGGAGAGUCAGGCUGAGCUGGAAGGAGCACAGAAGGAGGCUCGCUCUCUGAGCACUGAGCUGUUCAAGAUGAAGAACUCCUAUGAAGAGGCUCUGGAUCAGCUGGAGACCAUGAAGAGAGAGAACAAGAAUCUGCAGCAGGAGAUCUCAGAUCUGACUGAACAGAUUGGAGAGACUGGAAAGAGCAUCCAUGAGCUCGAGAAAGCCAAGAAGGCUGUGGAAACAGAAAAAGCAGAAAUCCAGACAGCUUUGGAGGAAGCUGAGGGCACUCUGGAACAUGAAGAGUCCAAGAUUCUGCGCGUCCAGCUGGAGCUCAACCAGGUUAAGGGUGAAAUUGACAGGAAGCUGGCAGAGAAGGAUGAGGAAAUGGAGCAGAUCAAGAGAAACAGCCAGAGAGUCAUUGACUCCAUGCAGAGCACUCUGGAUGCUGAGGUCAGAAGCAGGAAUGAUGCCCUGAGAGUCAAGAAGAAGAUGGAGGGAGAUCUGAACGAGAUGGAGAUUCAGCUGAGCCAUGCCAACAGGCAGGCUGCUGAGGCCCAGAAACAACUGAGGAACGUCCAGGGACAACUCAAGGACGCACAACUGCACCUUGAUGAUGCCCUCAGGGGACAGGAGGACAUGAAGGAGCAGGUAGCCAUGGUGGAGCGCAGGAACGGUCUGAUGGUGGCUGAGAUUGAGGAGCUGAGAGCUGCUCUGGAGCAGACAGAGAGAGCACGCAAAGUGGCUGAGCAGGAGUUGGUUGAUGCCAGUGAGCGUGUUGGACUGCUUCACUCUCAGAACACCAGCCUUCUGAACACCAAGAAGAAGCUUGAGACUGAUCUGGUCCAGGUCCAGGGUGAGGUGGACGAUGCUGUUCAGGAAGCCAGAAACGCAGAGGAGAAGGCCAAGAAGGCCAUCACUGAUGCUGCCAUGAUGGCUGAGGAGCUGAAGAAGGAGCAAGACACCAGUGCUCACCUGGAGAGGAUGAAGAAGAACCUGGAGGUCACAGUCAAGGACCUGCAGCAUCGCCUGGAUGAGGCUGAGAACCUCGCCAUGAAGGGUGGCAAGAAGCAGCUCCAGAAACUGGAACAGAGGGUUCGUGAACUUGAGUCUGAAGUUGAGAAUGAGCAGAAACGCGGUGCUGAUGCUGUUAAGGGAGUCCGCAAAUAUGAGAGGAGAGUUAAGGAGCUGACCUACCAGACUGAAGAGGACAAGAAAAACAUUACCAGACUUCAGGAUCUGGUGGACAAGCUGCAGCUCAAGGUCAAGGCUUACAAGAGACAGGCUGAGGAAGCUGAGGAGCAGGCCAACACUCACAUGUCCAGGCUCAGGAAGGUCCAGCAUGAGAUGGAGGAAGCUCAGGAGCGCGCUGACAUUGCUGAGUCACAGGUCAACAAGCUCAGAGCCAAGAGCCGUGAUGUUGGAAAGUCUGAUGCUGCUGAGUAAGAAAAAACACUUGAAAGACCACUCAACAGACUUCAUAAAAUAUGAAAAUUCUGUUGUAACCUUUGCUAAAUAAAUUAUUUUAUUCAAUUUA